This is a messenger RNA of Chara braunii, 1095 nucleotides long. Lineage: Eukaryota; Viridiplantae; Streptophyta; Charophyceae; Charales; Characeae. The record is from the annotation of a GenBank genome assembly.
CCGAUGUCCCGGAUUGCCCGUGUCAAAACAUACAUGGACAGCUGCAUGUGCCUGCAGUAUGCAGGUAUGCAUGUAGCCAUGUGGGUGUCCAGGUGCAGUCAUGUGCAGCCGUGGAGCAGUCGGGUGCUUGAGGCUGACAUGAUGACUGUCACGGAAUUCCAGAGCCGCUUCUGCUUCGGAUUGAAGCUUACGGAAUUGACAGUGAAUACGACAGAUGCCAGGGGGAAGGCAUCUUUAGCAUCAUCGUCCUCUGGGGUUUUGAAUGGGAAACGUCAGAAGGGGAACCUGGUGCACAAGCUAAUCGAGGUAUCUGGAGUGUCAUUGUAUUGGGACCCCAAUGAUGAGGAGGUGGGAGAUCUUGGCAACAAUCAGAUGGAGGCAGCUCAAGAUGAAGAGGAAGAGGAAGCAGAGGAGGAAAGAGUGGGUGAGAGCCUGUAUAGGGAUCAGAUGGGGGACUUGGUUGCUGAUGACAGGUACAACACAUCCAAGAGUUGCAGCACAAGUGGGGAUGCAAGCCCUCGUUGGUGGGGUGGAGUUGAGCGUAAGCAUGAUUUUGCGGGAAGCAGAAGGCAAAAGUGCAUGUACAUUCUGAAACCUGUGAAGGCAACGGCCAAAUUGACGGUCAGUGCAAAAUGCAGUGUUUGGGAAGAUCUGUUUGUUCGACUUUGUUUGGGCAUUACUAAUCGGCUUACCACAUGUCAAGAGGUCUGAGUCAGGGGUUUUUAUAUUUUCUCAAUUUUUCUGUCAAAUUUCUGGUAACUGCACUCUGUUUUCUGCCAAAUUUCUGCCAGUGGUGUGAGGAUAUGUGUCUAUCCAUACUAAUGACACAAUUGCGUGCAUAAUACUAUGAACUCUUUCAUAUCAUUUGUGAGUCGGUCAUUCUAGCUAUAUUUGGGGCAAUCUUCAGUCUACAUACAGCGAUAAUGACCAUGCGUUCUAUUCGGGGGGUGACUCUAGUUGAUGGUAGUAGGGCUGCGAACCUGCAAUUUCUUGUAGACACAAUCAAGUGAAUCAGUAGGUUUAUGUUUAGUAGGUACCACGGGCCUGAGGAUGUAUGUCGAACUUUAUCCACAUUAUCCCUGAUGCAACACCAGA